UUCCUUUCGAUAGAGCACAGAGGGGUAAAAGGUUAUGAAAAUGGCGCUCGCCUCUCGUCUGCUACCUAAGUUGCUUCUCUCUCGGUUGCUGCACGGAGGGGCCGCUUGGUCCUGUACUCCCAGCGAGGUGAGGCUGCCACUGACCAGGCUUUGCUACUUUUGCCGCCGCCGCCUCAGCUCAGGAGCGGCCCCCUUUCCCCGAAGCCCUUGGGCCACGGCGGCCUCUGCGCAGUCCGCCCGCUGCCUCCAGCGGCCGGUGUUCAACCCUGCGGGACUUCCCGCAGCCCUUGCUUCUUUCCCUGUGGGCCCCCAGCGCAGCUACAGCACGGAGGAGCAGCCCCAGCAGCGCCAGAAAACCAAGAUGAUCAUUCUGGGGUUCUCCAACCCCAUCAACUGGGUUCGGACUCGAAUUUACGCCUUCCUUAUUUGGGCUUAUUUCGACAAAGAGUUCAGCAUGGCAGAGUUCUCUGAAGGAGCAAAGCAGGCUUUUGCUCAUGUAUCCAAGUUGCUGUCACAGUGUAAAUUUGAUUUAUUGGAAGAACUUGUGGCCAAAGAGGUGCUACAUGUAUUGAAAGAAAAGGUUACUUCACUCCCUGACAACCAUAAAAACGCCCUUGCUGCUGACGUGGAUGAAAUUGUAUAUACAUCCACAGGCGACAUCUCCAUUUACUAUGAUGAGAAAGGAAGGAAGUUUGUUAAUAUCCUGAUGUGCUUUUGGUAUCUAACCAGUGCCAACAUCCCCAGUGAAACUUUAAGAGGAGCCAGUGUGUUCCAGGUUAAGUUGGGCGAUCAGAAUGUGGAAACUAAACAACUUCUUAGUGCAAGUUAUGAAUUUCAGAGAGAGUUUACACAAGGAGUAAAGCCUGACUGGACCAUUGCACGGAUCGAACACUCAAAGUUAUUAGAAUAAUCUUUCUUGGAAAAAUCAGCAUAUGGACUUUGAGCAAUUGCUGUGAAAAACUAAGGAAGAAAAAUUUUUGGAUCAUGGGAUCUUCACUUAAUCAAGCCUGUUAAUUUUGUAUCAUUUUGAAAUACUCUUUGCAAUAUAUUAGCAUGAUAUAAUAAAGUAUUUUCCACAGAUUGUAAUAAGACCAUCUUUAAAAGAGGUCAAAAUUAAAAAAGUACAAUAACAACACAUUUUUGGUGUCGCAUUAUGUAUAUACGUGUACAUACACAAACUAUCAUUUUAUAAACAUAAUGUGUUGAAAAAACUACUUACA
Messenger RNA from Otolemur garnettii (small-eared galago), 1220 nucleotides. RefSeq names its product matrix AAA peptidase interacting protein 1 (gene MAIP1). Gene Ontology annotation, biological process: inner mitochondrial membrane organization; protein insertion into mitochondrial inner membrane from matrix. The record is from RefSeq and is a predicted model, not a curated record. Gene Ontology annotation, molecular function: ribosome binding. NCBI's taxonomy places the organism in Eukaryota, Metazoa, Chordata, Mammalia, Primates, Galagidae. Gene Ontology annotation, cellular component: mitochondrial inner membrane. The transcript is spliced from 5 exons. Bases 35 to 910 code for a protein of 291 amino acids.